Messenger RNA from Parasteatoda tepidariorum (common house spider), 625 nucleotides. RefSeq names its product cuticle protein 10.9 pseudogene. Lineage: Eukaryota; Metazoa; Arthropoda; Arachnida; Araneae; Theridiidae. The record is from RefSeq and is a predicted model, not a curated record.
AUGACCUCCUCUAAAGCUAUUCUUGUUGUUUUGCUUGCUUUAGCUACAAUCUCAUGCAUCUUGGCACAAUCUCUUGUACAACCAGUGAUACUUGGUCAACCUGUGGAGCAGAUUCCAAAACCUUUUCGAUUUGGCUAUGAAUUUGGUGAUGGAUUAGGAAUGUCCCAGUAUCGACAUGAAUCUUCUGAUGAAAAUGGACUUGUUACUGGCAGUUAUGGUUACCAGGAUCCAUAUGGCGUGUACAGGAAAGUCCAAUACAAUGCAGGUGUUGAUGGAUUUCGUGCCAAUAUUUUAAGCAAUGAGCCAGGACUUGCAAGUCAUGUACCUGCUGAUGCGACUUAUUCCGUUCUACCACCUCCUCCAGCAGCCAUAGUUCAAAGUUUCAGAAGAGUACCUGUAUUUACUGCAAUUCGAAAAUGAACAUAGUGUAUGAAUCUAGUGGAUUUUCAUAACGAAAUAUUGUGUGUUUUAGGAUACGGAAUAUCAUUUCAAUGUUACUUGGGGUAUGUAAUUAAGGAAAAUACUAAAUUCUGCAGAGUGUGUGGUACAGAAUUAUGUAAUAGUAGAAACAUUUUUGAGGCAACUGAAUUUCCGAUAGGUAGGAAUUUUUUUGUAAAAUAUUGUU